Messenger RNA from Rosa rugosa (rugosa rose), 1800 nucleotides. Its product is annotated as alpha-galactosidase 1-like. Gene Ontology annotation, biological process: carbohydrate metabolic process. The coding region runs from base 388 to 1665 and encodes 425 amino acids. Gene Ontology annotation, molecular function: hydrolase activity, hydrolyzing O-glycosyl compounds. Lineage: Eukaryota; Viridiplantae; Streptophyta; Magnoliopsida; Rosales; Rosaceae. The transcript is spliced from 15 exons. The record is from RefSeq and is a predicted model, not a curated record.
UCUUUUCUUAAGAGUCCUGAUAUGGUAUAUACUUAUUGUCAAUAUAUUCGUAUCCUUAUCUUCUUCUAUUUCUUCUUUUUCGGUUACAGACUUACAGUAGGAAAUCGUUAUCUUUUAAAAUUCAAAUACAAGCUGUUAUAUAUAUAUAUAUAUAUAUAUAUAUAUAUAUAUAUAUUUGGGAGGCAUCAACGCCACGUUAUCAAAUUACAUCAAGAGAAAAUCUUCUUCAAACUCGUCAAGCUUGAUUAAACUCCUAUAAGUAAGCGACUCCUUUUUUUAUCUCUCAAUUAUACUACUGAAGUUCCACGGAGUACUGCUGCUCUUGGUAAAGAGAUACAUACUCCAGUGAUAAAGAAGAAGCACUGCUGCACUAACAGAGAAUUACAAAUGGUGAAUAUGAGGGGGAAAAGUGGCGGUGAUGCUGCAGUAACAACGAGGAUGAUUGUAAUGACGGUGAUGAUGGUAUGCUCAUUCAUAUCACCACAACCGAUGUUAAUGGGUGUUUAUGCUUCACCGAUAACAAGAAUGAUGGUGGCAGAUACCAAAGAGCAACAGAGACGAAAUCUGCUUGCUAAUGGGCUUGGAGUGACUCCUCCCAUGGGGUGGAAUAGUUGGAAUCACUUCAACUGCAAAAUUGAUGAGAAAAUCAUCAAAGCAACUGCUGAUGCUCUGAUUUCCACUGGUCUCUCUAAACUUGGAUAUACCUAUGUUAACAUAGAUGAUUGUUGGGCUGAAGUAGCUCGUGAUGACAAGGGUAAUCUAGUGCCCAAGAAAUCCACAUUUCCAUCUGGCAUCAAAGCUCUUGCGGAUUAUGUGCACAGCAAGGGACUAAAGCUAGGAAUUUACUCAGAUGCAGGGUACUUUACUUGCAGCAAAACCAUGCCUGGUUCACUUGGUCACGAGGAACAAGAUGCCAAAAUUUUUGCUGCUUGGGGUAUUGAUUAUUUGAAGUAUGACAACUGUAAUACUGAUGGCUCCAAACCAACUGUUAGAUAUCCUGUCAUGACCCGAGCACUGAUGAAAGCAGACCAUCCCAUAUUCUUUUCUCUGUGUGAAUGGGGAGAUUUGCAUCCUGCUUUAUGGGGUGCUAAAGUCGGAAACAGCUGGAGAACUACUAAUGACAUUUCUGAUACAUGGGAAAGUAUGGUCUCCAGAGCAGACAUGAAUGAAGUUUAUGCUGAAUAUGCCAGACCUGGUGGUUGGAAUGAUCCCGACAUGCUUGAGGUGGGAAAUGGAGGAAUGACAAAGGAUGAAUAUUUAGUCCAUUUUAGCAUAUGGGCCAUAUCUAAGGCUCCCCUUCUUAUUGGUUGUGAUGUGAGGAAUAUGACAAAAGAGACUAUGGAGAUCAUCGCAAAUAAAGAGGUUAUCUCUGUCAACCAAGAUCCACUUGGUGUCCAAGCUAAAAAGGUUAGAAUGGAAGGGGAUCUUGAGGUUUGGGCUGGGCCCCUUUCAGGCUACAGAGUUGCCUUACUCCUUGUCAACCGAGGCCCGUGGCGAACAUCUAUUACAGCCCACUGGGAUGACAUUGGUAUCCCCCCAAACAGUGUUGUUGAAGCAAGAGAUCUUUGGGAGCACAAGACACUGAAGAAACGAUUUGUUGGAAACUUGACAGCCACCAUGGACUCCCAUGCAUGCAAAAUGUAUGUGCUGAAGCCAAUCUCUUAGCCUUGCACCGUUGCACGAGUGUUGUACUGUUUCGCAAUUGGCAUGUCAUUAAAACUUGACUUGCAAUAACAAUGCGGAUGGUUAUCCAAAAUAAUAAUGAUAAUAAUAAUGACAAUGUGGAUUUAUUUUAUUUUA